This is a messenger RNA of Sclerotinia sclerotiorum 1980 UF-70, 5388 nucleotides long. RefSeq lists its product as hypothetical. Gene Ontology annotation, molecular function: guanyl-nucleotide exchange factor activity. Lineage: Eukaryota; Fungi; Ascomycota; Leotiomycetes; Helotiales; Sclerotiniaceae. Bases 1 to 5388 code for a protein of 1795 amino acids. The record is from RefSeq and is a predicted model, not a curated record. The transcript is spliced from 5 exons.
AUGAACAAUUCGGAUGAUGGUGGAGAGCCAGAUGACUUCUACAGAGAUUAUCAAUCAUUUUCACAGGCAAACGGCUCGCCAGCUCAAGUAUUAGACAUGCCUGCGACAACAAUAAAUGUUAGACCGACUCCCUCCACAGCGCGAUCAAAUAGUACCAGCAACUCAUCCAAACAAACUCCCUCCGCCUCCCGAACCACAACGCGACCACCCUUCGGCUCAAACCUGUCGCCCGUUGAAAGCAAUCAAAAGCAAUCAACAAAACUACUUGCCAAUGGAUAUGGAAAGGCACAACGACAACCAAGCGUGAAGGAUCUCUUGAAGCGUUUUGAUCAGAAUAAUGAUCAGUCACUUCCCAUGCCGCGAAAACCUGGGACACGAGCGAAAGAUGGUGCUGGAAUCAGUUCUGGAUACAUGAGAGAUCGAUCAAUUCCAUAUACUCCCCGCGUAACCAGCAACCCAGGACCUACAACUACGAGUUCGUCAUUAAGAGCCGGUACUGCUGCCAGAGAGCCGGGCUUAGCCAGAGUUAAAUCACCUUCAUCUAGCACAAGGGCCAUGCAACGACCGAGGGUUGCGACAGAGGACCAACAUUCAAACAAUGCAUUUUCGGCUUCUCCCCGCAACAUUCGUACAAGGAAUGCACCAAGUACCAAAGCCGGUCCAGCUUCGAAGUCAAUGAAUAACCUUUCGCGUUCGUCCCAAUCCCAAUCUCAUAUACCACCUUCAGCACCCGAGAAGCGUCCUCUGUUUGGCGAGAUUUUAACUUUCAAUCAAGGUACAUCCGAGGCCGGUUAUGGUAUCCCAACGGCAACAAGAAGAACAUCUGAGUCAGGCUUACCUUCUCUCAUCUCGACGCAGCAACUUGAUAGUACGGAUGUCGAUAUAUCUCCAACUUCGCCAACAGCGUGGUAUCUAGGAGUGACACCACUUGGCGACGUAGAACCAAACAAACCGCGAAGAUCGGGCCACAAUCGUGCUCAUAGUGAUUUUGCGGACACCAAGGUAAAUACUAUGCACAAUGUUAACCGCUCUUCGUUUCUCCUGCCAGAAUCCCCAGUCAACGCCAAGGAUUCCGAUGCAACCCUUGGGCUAGAUUCUCUACCUAAUGCAGAAGAAGGGGCUGAAUCCGAAUUUCAGCCAGCAAAGCUUUCAUCUCGGCUUCCUGUUGCUCUCAGGCGCUUAAGCGGCCAGUCAGAUACAUCAAGUUCACCCUCGACGCGUGCUAGUUCUCCUCUGACUGGCAAACGCGCACACAAUUCAAAAAUUCCUAGAGAUUAUCAGCCGUGGAGUCCUGGAGGACGCUCGGUAGCAUCAGCAAAUCGUUCUACCCCUCAAAACAGCCGUGUUAAAUCACGCAGCCCGGACAAAUCCCCUAGCAAUGGUAGCUUAAAGGCUUAUAUUUCUGCACCGCCCGCGAAGAAUUCGCCACCCUUACGAAGUUCACGUCCUCGACAACCUGUUUCUGCGGCAUCAACAGCUAGCUCAAGACAGAAGGCAGUCGAUGGAUCGGCAUCGCCGCAUGAUUCGAGAGCUGGGAUGAAGGCGACUAGAACUGCUGUGACCACUGAGAUGAAAGGACGUAGAGCUAUGAACAUGGAACCUGUCAAUUACGCAGCACGGCGAGCACAAAUUACGCGAGCAUAUACAAGAUCAAUUCAUGAAUCUGAGCUGCAGAAAAUGCGAGCAGCCCAUACGCGCGUUUCCAAUGAAAAAAUCCCUCAAAUCACAAAUGGCGAGGAAAGCCCAAAGCAUGAACAGACGAAUGCUCCCACAAGCAGAGACGAUGAACCAGAAAUGACAUCGUUGGGAACGGAACCCUUACAGAUCUUGACAAACUUUGAAUCACAAACCUCAAAGUCAUCAGUUGAGCGUCAAAUUGAGAUAGAUCAAGAUUCGCCAACUUUAGGUGUUACUAACGAUAUUCCCGGAGCAUUUAUCCAAGAGGAUGUGCCUAUGUCCGCGAUUUCGAAUGUUUCAGCCACUACUUUCAUUGAAAAUGAAGCGCAGACAGAAGGCCCUCGCCUUGCUCGCAACCCAUCCAUCAAAGUUACAGAUUCGAUUGCAGUCCUUGCUAAAGUACCUGAGGCAGACGAUACCACUUCUGACCAUCGAGAAGGAUCUAGUGCCAACUCUUUGGGAAUUCCGAUCGAAGCCACUUUAAUUGAAGUGGCUGGUGAUGCCCGCGGAGCACUUUUAGAGGAGCCCAUCGGCCAUGAAGUGAGGAUAGAAGCAAUUUCUGAAGACUCACCAAAUGGCACAGCCUAUGAUGAGCCAGCCACAGAAGAAGUUGCGGAGCCUCCGAGCCCGAAAACGUUGAUAUCAGAAACUUUUGAUUCGAAUUUCAUAGAUCAUAUAAAUAAUGAAGCAGAUGCUAUUGCAAGUAUCGACUAUGGCACUGGUCAUCCUACUGAUCUAGGUUCAGAUGACAAAAGUGCUCAAGAGCUAGUCGAUAUUCCAAUCAAAAUCGAGGAGGACAGAGAUGAAUCCCAUCUACACUUGGAACUAAGUACAUAUUCAGGAGAAAGCCCUAGACUCGAGUUACCAGCUUUACGUACCGCUCUUGCCGAAUUCCUAUCGCCACCAGAGACCGAUAGACAGCCUGAUUUGUACACUCCAACAGAUAUCGAUUAUGAAAGCUCUGAAGAUAUUGGCGCAGGGCACACCGGCAACACGAGCGAACAAGAAGAUUUAUAUGGACCAUCUUAUGAUCAGAAUCGUGAGCUGUAUCUUACAUCUGACACCUACCGUCGUGAAAGCCGUCAUUCUGCUUGGACGGAUUUCUCAGUUGCCACAACAGAUGAUUCAGUCGCACAAGACGAGAAUCAAAAGUGGAUAAAUACGAAGAUUUCGCUCCCUGAAUUACAGAAAGGACCUACCCCGCCUCCAAAGUUACCCCCUUCUCCUGAGCCACCUAUACUAGUCGAGGAGAUAGGUUCUGUGAAUUCUUCUGGGCUUGAGUUACCUCCAUUGACAUCUCACAAUGGAUUUGGCCUUGGCUUUGAUCCGGACACCAUAUACAGCGUCCCAGCUAUCCCAGUAUGGGCCAGCCUCACACCACCAAUCACAGAGCAUAACCAUCGGAGGGAAAAUGCACUUGCUAAACUAGGUCCUCCUACGCGUACACCUCCUCCUCCUACUCUUAACGAUAGUCGACCUGGAUCUAGCGCAUACCAAACAAGUCACAAGGCCGCCAGCCAGAAUACCGAAUCCAGGCGUCCUAGCGAUGAUUUAUAUUCACCACGACCCUCUCUUUCUACCCCUAGGUCAAGUAUGCAAAUAUCGCAGGAGGAUAUAACCCUAGGCCAUAGCUACGCCGCUCCUAAACUCCCUCAGGUACCUCUCACCGAAGAAGAGCAAGCAAUUGCCAAGAAGAAAAGCGCACGCUUAUUUACACGACGAAAGAUAAUCGAGGAAAUAAUUGAUACAGAGGCAGCUUACCUCAAAGACAUGAAUGUGGUUGAAGAAAUUUACAAAGGUACGGCGGAAGCAUGUCCGAAAUUGGACUUCGGUGAUAUCAAGACCAUCUUCAGGAAUACGGAUGAGAUUAUAACUUUCUCCACGGCGUUGCUAGAUGACCUCAAAAAGGCAGGGGCAGCUGUGUACACUUCCAAGUCCCGCGCCAGACAAAGUCGAGCUACAGGUUCCACGUCAGCAACCACCACUGCAGCCAAUACUCCAGCAUCCCUGGGACCCAACGAUAGUUGCUCAGAUCCCCCGGAGUUGAACGAUUUCAAUGAAGAAAGGGAUCGAAAGACUUUCAUUGGCUAUACCUUUGGUAAACAUCUCCGGAAGAUGCAAGAGGUCUACACGGAAUUCUUGAAGAACAGCGAAUUGGCAGCCGAUCGCUUGAAAAUUCUGUCAGCGGACCCUGCCGAUUUGACGGCUGCUUGGGAUCUUGAUGCUCUGAUGGUUAAACCAGUUCAGCGAAUCACUCGAUAUCAGUUAUUAAUCGACAACCUCGUGAAGCAUACCGCCGAAGAUCACCCAGAUUUCAAUUCCCUUACGAUUGCCGGUCGAGAAACGCUCAAAUUAUUGCAGACUAUCGAUAAACUCAAGGAACGUAUUCAGGUUGUCGGUAAAAUCGUUGGUCGAAAGCGUAAGGAAUCAGAGGUCCGCCUCGGAUUGGCCAAAGCAUUUGGACGACGAUCAGAGAAGUUAGCUUCUACUGUAGUUCGCCCCCAUGACGAUGAAGUGUUUGUCAAGUUGCAUGAGAAGUUUGGUCAUGAUUACCUACGAUUACAGGUGGUGAUGCGUGAUAUUGAAUACUACACGCGGCAGGUUGCUACUUGGGUCAACGAUUUUCUCAGAUUUCUUUCUGCUAUGGAGCUCAUCAUGCGUCAUAGCCCUUCCUCAUAUCCGGAAAUGGAAGCUCGAUGGUCUCAGUUUAAUUUAUCCAUGAGAGAUAUGGGGAGCGUCGCUUUGGAAAACCAUGUAGCGAAGAUUCGAAAAGAGGUCAUUGACCCAAUUGAGGCCGUUAUCCGGUUAUACACAGGGCCCACUGAAUUCAUGAAGAAACGUUCGAAGAGGCGCAUAGAUUAUGAAAAGUGGAUAGCUGCCAAGGCUAAUGGCAAGAAGUCAGAUGACAAGCUCCUCUCGUUAGUCAAAGAAUAUGACGCUCUAAAUGAAACUUUGAAGACAGACUUGCCCCGACUCUCGGCCUUGACUUCGGAGAUAGGCCGAAAAGUUCUUGCUAGACUUAUCUGUAAUCAAACCUCAUGGUAUUACAUAUGGCAAGAGAAAGUCAAGACUGUGCUGGAUGCGAACCAAAUACCGGUGAGCGUACAUGAAAUUGUACAAUCCUUUGAACGAGACUACAAGUAUGUUCUCGCUCAAACCCAAGAACUUCGUCUCAUCAAUGGACAUUCACGAGCUGGAUCGGGCUCUCCUGCAACGGAUGCGAGCGCCUCUCGACUGUAUAGCUCUACUAGACCAUCAACAUCACGUAGCAUUGCCUCGGAAAACGGUGUCGUUCCGAGAAUUAGUACAGACCUAGGACACCGUAGGGAAUCGAGUUCUACUCAAGCAUCUGCAUCAUACAUGGUGGAUGGCCCACUUCGUGAUCAGCGACCGUUCUCUGGUAUUUUCCAUUCUGCAAUGCCCCUGCCUGAUGGUCCAGAGGAUAGCGCUCGAUCUUCAAGAGCUUCUUCAAUGGAUCGUACCCAUAGGGGGCGGUAUAAUGUUAUCUAUCUGGCAGCAAGCUUAUUCGAAUUUAAUAUCGAGGCAACUAAGAAAGAGGCUGGUUACCCUUAUUUGACAUAUUCAGCUGGUGAAAUCUUUGAUGUCAUCGGAGAGAAGGGCGAGCUCUGGUUGGCUAAGAACCAAGAUGAUGGCUCUGAUCAAGUUGGCUGGAUCUGGAGUAAGCACUUCGCUCGUCUGGCCAUGGAUUAA